Messenger RNA from Neopelma chrysocephalum (saffron-crested tyrant-manakin), 516 nucleotides. RefSeq names its product translocase of inner mitochondrial membrane 50 (gene TIMM50). The transcript is spliced from 5 exons. The coding region runs from base 28 to 516 and encodes 162 amino acids. The record is from RefSeq and is a predicted model, not a curated record. Gene Ontology annotation, molecular function: phosphoprotein phosphatase activity. Lineage: Eukaryota; Metazoa; Chordata; Aves; Passeriformes; Pipridae.
UACAAGUACUUCAAGGACUACAGGCAGAUGAUCAUCGAGCCCACGAGCGCGAAGCUGCUGCCGGACCCCCUGAAGGAGCCCUAUUACCAACCCCCCUACACGCUGGUCAUCGAGCUCACGGGGGUCCUGCUGCACCCUGAGUGGUCUCUGGUGACGGGCUGGAGGUUCAAAAAGCGCCCGGGCAUCGAGCACCUGCUGCAGCAGCUGGCACCGCUCUACGAGAUCGUCGUGUUCACCUCCGAGACCGGAAUGACAGCCUUCCCCCUCAUCGACAGCAUCGACCCCCACGGCUUCGUGUCCUACCGCCUGUUCCGGGACGCCACGCGCUACAUGGAGGGGCACCACGUCAAGGACAUCUCGUGCCUGAACAGGGACCCCGCGCGCGUGGUGGUCGUGGAUUGUCGGCGCGAGUCCUUCCGGCUGCAGCCCCACAACGGGCUGGGGCUGCCCCGCUGGGACGGCGCCUCCGAGGACAGGGCCCUCUACGACCUGGCUGCCUUCCUCAAGAGUGGGUGA